AUGUCCAGUGACGCUGAGGCUCGAUGGCGCGAGCAGUUCGCUGCCAUGAAAUCCGCCUUGGCCGACCUCAGAUUGCCUACCACCGAUUUGAACGGAACAUCAAGAGAGGACACAGACUUUGACUUUGACGAUGACUUCACCUCCGGAAACAGUGGCGACGAUGUGUGGGAUUUCAUCUCGGACAGUGAAGGCGAUCUCUACAGCAGCGACUUUGUAGAGGAUGCCGAUGGCCAGCUGGGUGAAGGAAGCCACAGGUCGACAUGGUUUGCGAACCAGUGCGCAGCGGUUGCAUCCAAGAAGGACGGCCUGUCUCCCGAUGCGUUCCAAGCUCAGAUCUUGGAGCUUCUGACCUCGAAGAGGGCUGAGUACGAGGUGCAAUCCAUGCUCACCGAUCUUGUUGGGUUCGAUGACCUCGACUUCGUGACAGAGGUUCUGUCUCAUAAAGACGAGAUCGUAUCCAGCUUCGUUUCUCAGAACGACAGCAGGCCAGCAGGAAACCGCUUGCUAUCCAAAGCCGAAAGAGAGGAGGCUCUGCGGCAGAAGGACUGGGAGCAUAAGAAUGCAGCGCUUGCACCAACCAUGCACAAAGAAGUCCAGUAUCCCCAUGUUUAUAGGUCUCACACUGCGGGUAAUACUCUCAGCCAUUCUGGUCAGAGGUAUGCCCUACCUACCGGGAGUGAGAGGAAAACAUUCGACAACUACGAGGAGAUGUUUGUCCCGGCAGGUAAACCGGGGACUGUCGGCCCUGGCAGGAGGCUGCUUCCUAUUUCUGAGAUGGAUGGUCUCUGUCGAAAGACGUUCAAAGGAUACAAAACCCUCAACCGGAUGCAGAGCCUGGUGUACCCAGUCGCCUACAAGACUAGCGAGAACAUGCUCAUCUGCGCUCCGACCGGUGCGGGUAAAACCGACGCAGCCAUGUUGACGAUCCUGCAGACGAUCGGGCAUUACUGCACGCCUAAUCCUAUCGAGAACAAUGACGCCAGCGACUUCGGUGUAGAUGCCGACGAGUUCAAGAUUGUAUAUGUCGCCCCAAUGAAGGCAUUGGCAGCCGAGAUCACCGAGAAGCUCGGGAAACGCCUCGCCUGGCUAGGCAUUCGUGCUCGAGAAUACACUGGAGACAUGCACCUCACCAAGGCCGAGAUCGUGCAAACCCAGAUCAUUGUGACGACCCCUGAGAAGUGGGAUGUUAUUACGAGAAAGGGUACAGGCGACACCGAACUGGUCCAGAAAGUGCGGCUGUUGAUCAUCGAUGAGGUCCACAUGCUUCAUGACGAGCGCGGUGCUGUCCUUGAGUCUCUAGUAGCUCGGACAGAGAGGCAGGUCGAAAGUACACAGUCGUUGAUCCGCAUCGUUGGCCUCAGUGCCACGCUUCCCAACUUCAUUGACGUGUCCGACUUCCUCAAAGUCAACCGUAACCAGGGUCUCUUCUACUUCGAUGCCUCUUUCAGGCCGGUUCCCUUGGAACAGCACUUCAUAGGUGUGAAAGGCAAAGCCGGAUCCAAGCAGUCGAGGGAUAACCUGGACCAGGUUGCAUUCGAGAAGGUCAAGGAGAUGCUGGAACAGGACCACCAAGUAAUGGUCUUUGUUCAUUCUCGUCGUGAUACUCUGUUGUCCGCGAAGAUGUUAUACCAGAAAGCUACAGAAAACUUCUGUAUAGAUCUAUUCGAUCCCCAGGGCCAUCCAGGUUACGAGCAGGCUAUCAGAGAUAUGAAGUCUUGUAAGGCCAGAGAGCUCCGAGAUCUUGUACCCAAAGGCUUGGGCAUUCAUCAUGCUGGAAUGACUCGAUCAGACAGAAACCUGAUGGAGAGGCUCUUUGCUGAGGGUGUCAUCAAAGUUCUGUGCUGUACUGCUACGCUCGCGUGGGGUGUGAAUUUGCCUGCCGCAGCGGUCGUUAUCAAGGGCACCCAAGUAUACAGCGCCCAGGACGGAAAGUUCAUCGACCUCGGCAUUCUCGACGUGCUCCAGAUCUUUGGACGUGCAGGUCGCCCUCAGUUCGAAGACGUGGGCAUCGGCAUGAUUUGUACCACUAUCGACAAGUUGCCACAUUACCUGACUGCAGUUACGGAACAACAGCCCAUCGAGUCAAAAUUUUCUUCCAAACUGGUUGACAACAUGAACGCGGAAAUUGCCUUGGGGACUGUCACCUCCGUAGCCGAGGCUGUACAGUGGAUUGGCUACUCGUAUCUAUUCGUUCGAAUGCAGCGAAGCCCUAUGACUUACGGCAUUGAGUGGGCAGAAAUUCGGGAUGACCCAAAUCUGGUUCAGCGGCGACGACAGCUAGUAAUACAAGCUGCCCGAACACUCCAGAAAAGCCAGAUGAUCAUCUUUAAUGAGAUUACUGAGGAACUCCGGAGCAAGGAUGUUGGUCGCAUCGCCAGCCAGUAUUAUAUCCAGCAGUCCACCAUUGAGAUCUUCAACUCAAUGAUGAAGCCGCAUGCUUCUGAGGCAGACAUCUUGUCCAUGAUUAGUAUGAGCGGAGAGUUCGACAACAUCCAGUCAAGGGACAGUGAAGCUGAUGAGCUCACAUACUUGAGGAAAGAGAUCAUACCCUGCGAAGUCUCGGGUGGAAUUGAUACACCUCAGGCAAAGACCAACAUCCUACUACAGUCAUAUAUCUCCCGAGCACAGCCGGAAGACUUCGCCCUUGGAAAUGAUCUCAACUACGUAGCUCAGCAGUCAGGACGUAUCUGUCGGGCCUUAUUUAUGAUUGCGCUCAAUCGCCGCUGGGGACAUCAAUGCCUUGUCCUACUGACGCUGGCCAAGUCGAUUGAGAAGCGGCUUUGGCCCUACCAACAUCCUCUACACCAAUUUGAGUUGCCGAAGCCCGUACUGAACCAGCUUGAUGCUAAGGAAUCUCUUACUAUUGAGGCUAUGCGUGAUAUGCAGUCCGCUGAGAUCGGCGGCCUGGUACAUAAUAACAAUGCGGGCAAAAAGAUUGCUGGGAUUCUGAAUACCUUCCCAACGGUUUCUGUGGAAGCAGAAAUUGCCCCCUUGAACAGAGACGUCUUGCGGAUCAAGCUCUACAUCACACCGGAGUUCAAAUGGAACGAUCACACUCACGGCACCACAGAAUCUUUCUACAUUUGGGUAGAGAACUCCGAGACAUCCGAGAUCUACCAUCAUGAGUAUUUCAUACUUAGCCGGAGAAAGCUGUAUGAUGACCAUGAAUUGAACUUCACAAUUCCACUGUCAGAUCCGCUCCCGACCCAGAUAUACCUCAGAGCAGUUUCGGAUAAGUGGCUUGGGGCUGAGACUGUCACGCCAGUAUCGUUUCAACAUUUGAUCCGCCCAGAUACGGAGAGCGUAUACACAGACCUUCUCAACCUUCAGCCACUUUCUAUCAGUGCGCUGAAGAACGACGCUUUGGAAGACCUUUAUGCCCAACGUUUCCAGUACUUCAACCCCAUGCAAACGCAGAUUUUCCACACGCUCUAUAAUACCUCUGCCAAUGUUCUGUUAGGAUCGCCCACUGGUAGUGGAAAGACGGUUGCCGCUGAAUUGGCCAUGUGGUGGGCAUUCCGCGAGAAACCUGGAUCGAAAGUCGUCUACAUCGCUCCCAUGAAGGCUCUAGUUCGCGAGAGAGUCAAGGAUUGGGGCACCCGUCUCGCACGGCCAUUGGGUUUGAAACUUGUCGAGUUGACUGGUGACAAUACUCCUGAUACUAGAACUAUCAAAGACGCAGACAUCAUCGUCACUACGCCUGAAAAGUGGGAUGGUAUCUCGCGUAGUUGGCAAACCAGAGGGUAUGUCCGCCAAGUUUCAUUGGUGAUUAUCGAUGAGAUCCAUCUGCUGGCGGGUGAUCGUGGCCCAAUUUUGGAGAUCAUCGUAUCUCGAAUGAACUACAUUGCCGAGUCAACGAAGAACUCAGUCCGCUUGCUCGGCAUGUCCACGGCUUGUGCAAACGCCACAGACCUUGGCAACUGGUUAGGAGUCAAAGAAGGCCUUUUCAACUUCAGGCAUUCGGUUCGCCCUGUGCCUUUGGAGCUUUACAUCGAUGGGUUCCCAGAAGUCAGAGGCUUCUGCCCGCUCAUGCAGUCUAUGAACCGACCUACAUUUCUGGCUGUCAAAACCCAUAGUCCAGACAAGCCUGUCAUCGUAUUCGUACCUUCUCGUCGUCAAACGCGUCUGACAGCCAAGGAUUUGAUCAAUAUGUGCGGUAUGGAGGAUAAUCCUCGUCGGUUCUUGCACAUGGACGAGGAAGACCUCCAGCUUAAUCUUGCUAGAGUCAAGGAUGAGGCGCUCAAGGAGGCCAUCAGCUUUGGCAUUGGGCUUCACCAUGCCGGUCUUGUUGAGACUGAUCGACAACUGGCGGAGGAGCUGUUCUUGAACAACAAGAUUCAGAUUCUCAUCGCUACUAGUACUCUUGCCUGGGGCGUCAACUUGCCGGCUCAUCUUGUAGUUGUUAAAGGCACUCAAUUCUACGACGCCAAGAUCGAGGGCUACAAGGACAUGGACUUGACCGACGUUCUGCAGAUGCUCGGUCGUGCCGGCCGUCCUCAGUUCGACAACUCAGGUGUUGCGAGAAUCUUCACUCAAGAUGCAAAGAAGGACUUCUACAAGCAUUUCCUUCACACAGGUUUCCCUGUGGAAUCUUCUUUGCACAGUGUUCUCGACAACCAUCUGUGCGCCGAAGUCUCAGCAGAGACUAUCCUCACGAAGCAGGAUGCCCUUGAUUACCUCACUUGGACGUUCUUCUUCCGCCGCCUGCACAAAAAUCCGUCUUACUACGGGCUGGAGAUUUCAGCCGAGGAGCACAAUAGCAUAGCUGCUCAGCAGCUUGCCAACGACUUCAUGAUAGAGAUGGUCAACAAGUCGCUGGAGGAACUUGCCAACUCGCAAUGUGUUGAAGUAUUCCCCAACGGCGACGUAGACCCCACACCUCUCGGCAAGAUCAUGAGUUACUACUACUUGUCGCACAAGACCAUCCGUUACCUGGCCAAGCAUGCCAAGCCCAAGGCAUCUUUCUCUGACGUGCUCUUGUGGAUGUCUAGUGCUACUGAGUAUGACGAGCUCCCAGUCCGCCACAAUGAGGACCUGAUCAAUGCAGAGCUGUCGCGCAAUCUGCCAUUCGACGGAAGCAGCUUUGGUUUACCGAUGUGGGAUCCCCAUGUUAAGGCUUUCCUGCUUCUUCAAGCACAUAUGUCAAGAAUUGACCUCCCGAUCACGGAUUACGUCGGUGAUCAAACGAGUGUGCUCGAUCAGGCGAUCCGUAUUAUCCAGGCGUCGAUUGAUGUUCUCACUGAGCUCGGAUACCUGUCCAGCUGUCUUGAGAUGAUGAAGCUCCUUCAAUGCGUCAAGUCAGCACGGUGGCCGGAAGAUGCGCCUCUAUCAAUUCUGCCUGGUCUCGUCCCUGAAAAGGUCAAAGACAGCACAUUGCUUCAGAAACUGAGCACUAUGACCCGGCCGCAAGUCGAACAGCUAGCUAAGAAGCUUCAUGUUCCUCAAUCGCAGCAGAACAAGUUCGGACGCGCCGCGUCCAUCAUCCCCAACGUAAGCGUCAAGACAGAGGAUGUCACGGCUCUGUCUCUGACUGUUUCAUUGAAGCGUCUCAAUGCCAUUGUCGAAAGAGAAGGCCGCAUCUACGCGCCAAAGUAUCCAAAGCCCCAGAGCGAGGGCUGGUUCGUUGUCGUAUGCGAUGUUGCUAGAGAUGAAAUCAUCGCCGUCAAGCGCGUGGGUUGGAGCCAGGGCCCUGGCAAAUCGGUUGGCGUGGGUACCAAGCCAACGGCAAAGGCGAAGCUCAAGCUGCCGGAGCCAGACCGCAGCGGGAAGGCGAGGAAAGUGGAUGUGUUGGUCGUGAGCGACGCGUAUGUCGGUCUCGAGUACAGGGUCAUGGGCGUCGAUAUCCCGGCGCUGCCAAUGGUGGAUGACGAUGUAGAUAAAUCCAAGACAGCUGCAGCUGGUGGUGCGGGUGGUGCCAGUGCCUCAUAG
Molecule: messenger RNA, 5928 nt
Organism: Neoarthrinium moseri
Lineage: Eukaryota; Fungi; Ascomycota; Sordariomycetes; Amphisphaeriales; Apiosporaceae
Exons: 1
Coding region: 1-5928 (1975 amino acids)
Molecular function (GO): ATP hydrolysis activity; ATP binding; nucleic acid binding
Source: RefSeq, a predicted model, not a curated record